Poecilia reticulata (guppy) is the source of this 1899-nucleotide messenger RNA. RefSeq names its product ras-related protein Rab-1B-like. The record is from RefSeq and is a predicted model, not a curated record. Gene Ontology annotation, molecular function: GTPase activity; GTP binding. NCBI's taxonomy places the organism in Eukaryota, Metazoa, Chordata, Actinopteri, Cyprinodontiformes, Poeciliidae.
UAAUAAAUAAUGAAGCAGUCAGCUCAUAAGUCAGACACAGACAGCGUUUUCUGCUUGCUGUCCUCCGGAGAACAGCAUCCGACUUCCACAAACAGGCUUCUGGGACCAGAACACAACAUUUCCAGAGACUCCCUGGCCUUCUCUCCACUCAGGAUUUAGUUUCAGGAUUGGAUUCUUUUUGAGUCUAAUCGUGUGAAGAACCUCACCGAUCAUGAAUCCUGAAUAUGAUUACCUGUUCAAGCUUCUCCUCAUCGGUGACUCUGGAGUCGGAAAGUCGUGCCUGCUGCUGCGCUUUGCAGAUGACACCUACACUGAGAGCUACAUCUCCACCAUUGGAGUUGACUUCAAAAUCAGGACCAUCGACAUGGAUGGGAAGACUGUGAAGCUGCAGAUUUGGGACACUGCAGGUCAAGAGAGGUUUCGAACAAUCACCUCCAGCUACUACAGAGGAGCACACGGCAUCAUCAUUGUUUAUGAUGUAACCGAACAGGAGUCCUUCAACAAUGUGAAGCAGUGGCUGGACGAAAUAGAUCGGUACGCCUGCGAGAACGUCUCCAGGCUGCUGGUGGGAAACAAAUCGGACCUGGUCAGUAAGAAAGUGGUGGAUGCUGCUACGGCUCAGGAUUUGGCCUCUUCUCUGAAGAUCCCCUUCCUAGAAACCAGCGCCAAGAGCGCUGACAACGUGGAGAAGGCCUUCCUCACCAUGGCCGCCGAGAUCCACAAGCGGCUCGCCAGGGAGGGAGGCGGCAUGCCGGGGGAGUCCACACAGGCCAGAGGUCAGACCACCAAGAUCAACAGCGCCCCCGUCUGGCUCGGUGGGGACAAACAGACACAGGAGGCCAAUAACUGCUGCUGAAGAUCAAUUAGAUGAACUAAUUCCCAGAUUGUACCAGAGGCAAUUAUUGUUAUAUUUUCUGUUAAAAUUAACACCUGGAGCUGUUUGAUUAGAAAAUAUGUUUUGAACAUUAUUUAUUGUAACAAAAUGGUAUUAAUAAAAGUAAAGAUAAAUAAACAAUGAUGCUUUAUUUGUAAAGAUAAUACCUGCAACAAGUUAAACUGAAAAUCUAUCGUAGAAAGCAAUUACUAAUAAAAAUUAAUGCUUUAAAAAAAUUGGAAAGUGAUUGAAGUUGUUCAAGUUACAUUUUGUUUUAAAUAAUUUGCAAGUCAGUAGCACCUUUUACAGGUCAGAAACCACAAAGUGCUUUACAAAAUAAGACAUAAGUAGACAUAAGAACACAAUUUGCCAUCACUUCUGUAAGUUGAUUGUGUUCAACCAACUUACAGAUUGAAUACAAUGCGCCUUUGUUUAUUCCUGAAAUCAAUCAGCAUUUGUUUCAGAACUAAAACAAAAUUGUUCGGUUAUGAUAGGAAAUGAUUAGAUAACUAUAGUCUAAACCUUCAUGCAGAAAUAUUUGUAACAAAAUAAUUUACUGAAAGCAUUGAGCACUGUAUGGGGCGUGACGUAAGCAAACAAGGAUGUGUUAUUUUAAAUUGUAGCACCUACAACAAGUUAAACUGAAAAUCUAUCACAGAAAGUUACUAAUAAAAAUAAUGUAUUAAAUAAAUAGAUAGCAUGGAAGAGUAGCUUUUUUAUAAUAUUUCAACAAAACCCCACUUCAAAAAUCCUUUUUUCCUGACUCUUCAAGUGGUUGACACGCAGAAGUGAUUCCAUAUAGUGGAGACUUUGGGGAAUUUGUGUACCUGCUGUUUGGCUUAUUUUUGAUUAAAUUGUAAAAUUAAUACGUGAAUCAUUCCAUAAAUAAAAAUAAAUAAAUUUGACUGGUUUCAACAAGCAAAUACGUUGCUAACAUACUUGCAACUAAAAAGAAAAGAGUGCCUAAAUGCCUGGCUGUUGACGUUGUUUGUAUAUUUCUGUUGUGUUUGAAAAAUUAAAGCAAG